AUGCAGGAUAUCAAGUCAAGAACAAAAUCCAAUGAUAAAUCGAAACUGGUACAAAUUGAGUGUGAUGACAUACCGAGAAACAAGUCUAUGCCAGACAUGCAGAAAUUCAAGGGACUCUCCUCGACCCCUGUAAGAAAUAUUAGUGGUAUGAGCAAAAUAAAUGAAGACGAACCGCUGGGUAGUGUCCUAACGCCAAAUAAGCGCAAUACAUUUGACAGUUAUUCUGAGAGUACACAAAUUAUAGACAUAUAUAGAUCAUUGGAUGAUCAAGAUACACAUAGUGCAACCACUCCGUCUCGAGCUAGGGCUGAUACUGCUAGUACUGGGCCUGGGUCUCCUUCUACUAUUCAAAGACAAUCAGAAUUGGAUAGAAACGAUCCUGCUCACUUUGAUAGAUAUGGUUUUAGAAAACAAAACAAUUAUAUAACUGAAGAAGAAUAUGAUCAAUGGUGGGGGGAAUAUUCUAAAUAUUGUCUGAAGAGGAAGAAAAAAUGGGAGACAUAUUUGAGUAAAUGUGGGUUACCAUUGAAUAACGAUAACCCAUUGAAUUUCCCAUCGAAUUGUGAAAAACUUAAAAGAUAUAUAAGGAAAGGUAUACCUGCUGAAUGGAGGGGUAAUGCAUGGUGGCAUUUUGCUAGAGGAGAAGAAAUGUUACAAAAAAAUAAAGGUUUAUAUGAUAAAUUAGUAUUGAAGACAACAAAAGUGGAGAAAAUUAGUAAGAAAAAUAAGAAUAAUAAUGAUGACUUUGAUAUAAUUGAAAGAGAUCUGUGGAGAACAUUCCCAGAUAAUAUACAUUUUCAUAAGGAAGGAUUCCAAAAAGAGGAGCCUGUAAUGAUUCAAUCAUUAAGACGAGUCCUUGUUGCAUUUACAAUUUAUGAUCCUUCAAUUGGAUAUUGUCAAUCUAUGAAUUUCAUUGCAGGAUUAUUACUAUUAUUUUUGGAUGAAGAAAAAGUGUUUUGGAUGUUGGUAAUAAUUACAAAAAAAUAUCUACCUGGAGUUCACUCUUUAAACCUUGAAGGUGUUAAUGUCGAUCAAGGUGUAUUAAUCCUUUGCAUUAAAGAAUAUUUACCUGAAUUGUGGGAACAAAUUGAACUGUCAUAUAUUACAAGUAAUCAUCAGGAUAAUUUAAUGAAUCCUGAAAAUAAUAAAACCACUAUCCAAAAUUAUUUCCAUAAGGAAGAGUAUUUGUUUAAAUUGCCUCCUAUUACAUUAACCACAGCAAGUUGGUUUAUGAGCUGUUUCAUCGGUUCUGUUCCAAUUGAAACCACACUUAGAAUAUGGGAUUGUAUGUUCUAUGAGAAAUCACAUUUCUUAUUUAAAUCAUCAUUAGCUAUUUUAAAAUUAUGCGAAGACGAAUUAUUAAAGGAUAGUAUAAAUAAUAGUACGAAGAAAUUUUUUUUAAAUACGAUAUCGUAUGCUACUCAGGGCUCCACAGACUCGAUAUCCCAAGUUAAUAAUAAACGACCUAAAGAAUUUCAAAUGAAUCAAGAUGAUUAUGAUAUAUUGAUGUUUCAAGUGAUCCAAACGUUCCCCAGAAAGUUAAUCGAUGCAAAUUUAUUAUUCGAUAAGAUUUUAUUUAAGAAGAAGUUUAGCUUAAAUCAAUUAACACAGGAUGAGAUUGAUUUGAGAAGGAAAUAUGUUUCAGUUCAGAGAAAUAAAUUAAAACACUUUGAUGAGACUAUUCUUGAGAGAUCUUUUCCGAUUAAUUCCGAGUCCUCUCCGAAGUUAAAUGGUUAUAGUCAAGAAUAUUCGUUGAGUAAUGAUCUGGUGAAUGAGACCAUGUCAUCUGAGAUUAACGGGUUUAAUGUUGGUGGAUUAAAUAGUAUAAAUUGGAAUAAUAGUAUCAAAGAACGAGUAAGGAAGAUGAGGCAAACAAAUGAUAAUUAA
Messenger RNA from Maudiozyma barnettii, 1887 nucleotides. RefSeq names its product Rab GTPase-activating protein MSB4 (gene MSB4). Lineage: Eukaryota; Fungi; Ascomycota; Saccharomycetes; Saccharomycetales; Saccharomycetaceae. The coding region runs from base 1 to 1887 and encodes 628 amino acids. The transcript has a single exon. The record is from RefSeq and is a predicted model, not a curated record.